This is a messenger RNA of Pneumocystis carinii B80, 1209 nucleotides long. RefSeq lists its product as hypothetical. Gene Ontology annotation, cellular component: U5 snRNP. Gene Ontology annotation, molecular function: protein binding. The transcript is spliced from 2 exons. Bases 42 to 1163 code for a protein of 373 amino acids. The record is from RefSeq and is a predicted model, not a curated record. NCBI's taxonomy places the organism in Eukaryota, Fungi, Ascomycota, Pneumocystomycetes, Pneumocystales, Pneumocystaceae.
UUUUAUUGUAUUUUAUCUGCCUCUCCGACCCGUACUCUCAUAUGAACCCUAUAAGAGUCGUUGAAACUGAUAUAAAUAGAGAAGAUCUGCUUCUUGAGGCGGAUUUAAAUACCAAAAAACGAGGUAAAAAACGGGUAUGGACGGAAGGCUAUGAAUCGGAUUCAUCAGAGGACGAAGAAGUGAUAGAAAAAAAAGAGGGAAAAAGGGGGAUUUUUGAAGGAAAUGAGCGCAUACAAUGCGAGGAAAGGGAGGAAAAUGGAGAAAAUGAGCGCAUAUACUCGGUAAAAAGGGGAGAAAAAGGGAAAAAAACGCGUUUUGUCGAGUUAAAUGAGAUUGAAGGCCAAGAUUUUGAGUCAAAACGAGAAUUUAUAGAUAUUCUUGAUGAAGAAGAUGAUAUAGAAGAUGAAGAUUAUGAUUCGGAACUAGGAGCGAGUGGACGUAAAAAAAAUCCGCCAAAAAUUGAAGCAUUUAAUAUGAAAGCGGAUUUUGAAGAGGGGAGAUUUGAUGAAGAAGGGAAUUAUAUAAGAAAUGCACCAGAUAUCAAUGCAAAACAUGAUAUUUGGCUAGAAGGAAUCAAAAGAGAGGAUAUUAUUAAAGCAAAAAAAGCGAUGGAAAAAAGAGAGGAAGAAGAGAGAAUAUUAGUAGAAAAAAGAGAGGAAUUAUCAUUAGAAAAUAUGUAUGAAAGGUUAUUAAAUUUUCUUGAAGUUGGAGAAACGAUUUUGGAGGCGUUACAGAGGUUAGGAGAAGGAUUAGAGCAAAAAAAACGAUGGACAAAUAAAAAUAAGGAUAAGGAACAUCAGGGAUUAAAAAGCAAUGAAGAAACACAAAAGAAGUAUAGAGAUAUCGAAAAAAUUACGGAAUUAGCGGAUAGAUUGAUGCAAUGUGGACAUAAUGAAAUUUAUGAUUUAACACGUGAAGCAAUUGCUCGUAAUUAUCAAAAAGAAACGGGAAAAGUUUGGAAAAAUUCAAGAAAAGAAGAAGAAGAACCGAAAUAUGAAUAUAAAUGGGAAGGAAAGGAAGAAAUAUAUGGACCUUAUGAAAGAUUUCAAAUAAAGGAAUGGAAUGAUCAAGGAUUUUUUACAGAACAAAAAAUUGAAAUAAGAAAAGUGGGAGAUCAAGUUUUCAAAACAUUGGAAGAUCUUGGAUUCUCGUUUAUACCAUGAAAUACACAAGAUUUUGUGAAUAAAAGAAUGUUUAAGACUGUUUUAU